Messenger RNA from Microsporum canis CBS 113480, 3327 nucleotides. Its product is annotated as histone deacetylase HOS3. Gene Ontology annotation, molecular function: histone deacetylase activity. The record is from RefSeq and is a predicted model, not a curated record. NCBI's taxonomy places the organism in Eukaryota, Fungi, Ascomycota, Eurotiomycetes, Onygenales, Arthrodermataceae. The coding region runs from base 1 to 3327 and encodes 1108 amino acids. Gene Ontology annotation, cellular component: nucleus. The transcript has a single exon.
AUGGCAUCGCCGCAGCAACGUUAUAACCAGCGCGGCGGCAGACAGGAUGAGCUGCAUCACAGCUUCAACCAGCUCAACAUCACCACAGGGCGUUCUUCACCUUCUCACUCGCCUCUACAGUCUCCCUAUCACCGCUCAGAGAGGAGUCCCAGCUUCCCGAAAAACGAUCCCCGCGCCAGCCCGACCUCGCAGCAGCAACGCGCGCCUCGAAGGACGACCAGCACCACCUCCCUGCGCGACGAGAGACGCGGCUCGACACCUUCGUUGCACAAGCGAGCAUCGGUCAGCUCGCUUCGAUCGGUGCAGAAUCUGGCUGCCUCUUCAUCCUCAUCGCGCCAGAGCCUCUCACGGCGCUCGUCCGCACAGCAUCUGGCCUCGUCCCCAGGCGCGUCCGGACGGGCCAUCUCACCCCUCCCGGAGAUGGCGUCUGCCUCGCCCUCUGGCCCGUCAGAUAUAGCUGCUCAGCAUUUUGCAAAGGAGCUGGCCUUGCACCAAGCUGUCGAUUUGCACUCUCGAACCGUUGUCAUCAUACAGGAUGCCUGCUAUGGCCACCGAUACUCGCGCCCGCGCACCUCCAAGGCGGGGCUGGAACUCAUCGUCGAGCGGCCGGAGAGAAUGCAAGCCAGCGUCCUCGGCCUGGCCGCUGCGUAUACCCGCAUGGGGCAGCGUUAUGGCGGUAACGAGUUUGCGCCACACCCGGACCUAGAUUUACGACAGCUCCCGCCCCCGCCGUUUCAGAUAAGGAAGACGGUACGAACCAUGCCCCUGAACUCGCCAGCGGUGACGCACGUCCAUGGCACGAAAUGGAUGGAGGAACUACGGUUGAUGUGUGAUGCCGCAGAAGGCAGACUGGCGUCGAACGGCAAGGAGCUGGUUCGGCCUAGCAGCUCUGGCAAGGAAACCGGAGCCAAUGCUGCCCCCAAGCUGCACGAGGGGGAUCUAUACCUCUGCCCUGGCUCGUUGGACGCGUUUGAAGGUGCACUGGGAGGCGUCUGUGACGCCGUUGACUCGGUGUUCACUUCUCCGUCGACACGGCGGGCGUUUGUCUGCAUCCGGCCGCCAGGCCACCACUGCUCGAGCAGCUAUCCAUCCGGGUUCUGCUGGCUCAACAACGUCCAUGUAGGCAUCUCAUAUGCUGCCAUGACACACGGACUGACUCACGCGGCAAUUCUUGAUUUCGAUCUACACCACGGCGACGGAUCGCAGGCCAUUGCCUGGGAGCAGAACCGACGAGCUGCCAGUGCAGCCAAAAAUGCGGCCGGGUAUAAAAGAACUGCUAUUGGAUACUUCAGUCUACACGAUAUCAACUCUUACCCUUGUGAGGAAGGCGAUGAAAGCAAAGUUCGGAAUGCCAGCGUCUGCAUCGAUAAUGCUCACGGUCAGAGUAUUUGGAAUGUCCAUCUCGAGUCAUGGAAGACUACAGAGGAGUUCUGGGCUUUGUACGAGACAAAGUAUGUCGUCCUGAUUGAAAAGGCUCGCGCAUUCCUGCGAGCCCAUUCACAUCAACUACAAUCUAGUACCUCACCUAACGCUCCUCAACCCAAAGCCGCCAUCUUCUUGUCUGCUGGGUUCGAUGCAAGCGAGUGGGAGGGAGCUGGUAUGCAAAGACACAAGGUCAACGUUCCAACGGAUUUCUACGCCAGAUUCACAGCCGAUAUUGUCCGGAUGUCACAGGAGGAAGGCCUCUCCGUUGACGGCAGAGUAAUCUCAGUCUUAGAAGGAGGAUAUAGUGACAGGGCCCUGAUAAGCGGCGUAUUCAGCCACCUCUCUGGCCUCUCAGACUUACCCAACUUUGACGCCGUAGACGACCAGCAUGGCAGCCGGCUUGCCGCUGAGAUGUUCAAUCGGCUUGGCUUGUCAGAGGAAAGCAAGCAUGAUGCAAUGCAGGAUGUCAAGAGGGAGUCUGAUACAAUAACCUAUGAUACCAUAUGGUGGGCACCAUCAUUACUUGAAGAACUGGAAAACUUGGCCAAACCUUCACCUGUAACUCCACGAAAACCUCGCGAGAGAGGGCCUCCUACCUUCUCCGCGCCCACUCAAGCAUCAUCUGCAAAGGUGAUAACACCAACCCGCGAUCACAGAUCCUCAUCCUACAACCCGAGCCAUGCAGGCGACUCAUCCCUCCAACAACUCCCACGGAUCGGCUGGGCCACGGCCGCUUUUGAGCUCUCCAAGGCUCUUAUACCCACAGACCGUCAAACCACAAGCUGUCAGCAUGCUGACCUGAAAGCCACAACAAGCCAGCCUCGACGGGAUGCUCGUCCAGCGUCUGCAGCGAGUCAACGGUCACGUCCCAACGAGAGGAACUCCAACCAUAUGCAGCUUAGGGAGAGGAAACAGAAGGCUCCCGCCUUACCCGCCUCCGAAAGGCUUAGGAGUUCCCGCUCUUCAUCUGCUAACACUCGUCGGACUACUAUUGCUUCCGUCAACGAUCUACCCGACCCAAGCAUGCUAAAUAACAGCGAACCAAAGUCAUCCCCCAGCUCUCGCACUUCACGAAGAGUCAGCAUUGCUUCGGCCGUGACUCCUGUAUCCUCAACUGCUAGGGCUCAUCAACCUAGAAGCCGUCCAGCUUCAACGCGGCCUUCGCCCUCACGAGCAAGCUCUAGUGCCGAAUUGCGGAACAGCACAUGUAAGGCCAGGGCUGCAAGCAGCAGUCGAGCCUCUACUUCGGCCAAAAAUAGCCCUAGGAAGGCCCAGGAAAACGAUGCUGGUGUAGAUGGCUUAACGGCUAGCGUAAAUAAACUGAGCAUAAAGCUGAAAGUGCCUAGCCCUAAAGAAAAUGCACUUCGAGAAGCAAAGUUAGCUCAAAAGGACACAACGGCGGCGUCCCAAUCGUCCAGACGCAAGCCAGCAGCCAGAGCAACCCCUGGAGCGAUAGCGCCUCGCACCACCAAGGAGGUCAACGGACGACAAUCACGCUCGAAAUCUCGUUCAACCACCGCAACACCAACCACUGAGACGACAUCUGAGUCGCCAACCAUGACCAAGACCGAUCAAUUCAGCCCACAGGCUAUCGCCUCCCUGGAUCCACACACCAUGCCCCUACCUGAAGUAUCAGACGCUGGUCUAGCCCACGACGAGAGCUACGUCGAAUAUCCGACUUCCAACCACGAAGCCGUUGCGUCGACGCCGCCCAAAGAGUCGGCAGAUAAUACCAGCACCAUCCCUUCUCCACCACUUACUCCAGACACGCCCCCCGGGUCCGCGAAUCCUAGAAUUACCGUCCGAUCACCACCAGCCGCGGUACCACAGCAGCUCCCCGUCUUCACAGCAACGUCCGCUAUUCCCUUUGCGAAUCCCCAGAACCGCCUUUCCGGCUCCUAA